CACUGUAGUUAUAGUCAUUUGGUUCGGUGGAACGAAGUAUCUGUUUUAAACCUAAUUUUUCGCUGUGUUACAAAUAACACACAGAAAUGCCGGGAUCCAAAUCUUCACACUCCUCCGAUUCCGACUCCGAUCAUGACAAGAAGCAACGUAAGACCAUCCAACCGGAUGAACCGGCACCGGUAGCCACAACGCAGCCGACGGUGCCGGUGCAGCCACCGCCCUACCCUUCCGGAGGGCCAGCGCCGUAUCCGGCGGGAGCACCCGCUCCUUAUCCAGCGGGAGCACCUGCGCCGUAUCCCGCCCAUUUUCAGCAGCCCAUAAUGGAGCAGCCCAACAUGGGCAUUCCCAUGCAGCCCAUGUACAGUAACCAUAUGGGCGGACCCGGAUUGCCGCACGCAGCGCCACAGCAGCAGAUUAUGCAGGCCCCGGCGCAAAUCCCCGUCGGAUGCCCGCCGGGAUUGGAAUACUUGACGAUGGUGGAUCAGCUGUUGGUUAAACAGAAAGUGGAGCUUUUUGAGUUAUUGACUGGAUGGGAAACCAACAAUAAAUACGACAUCCUGAACAGUAUGGGUCAACAAGUGUAUUACGCAGCGGAAGACAAUGACUGUUGUACACGUAAUUACUGUGGUCCGAUUCGGCCGUUCGAUAUGCGAAUUUUCGAUAAUGCCAAGAAUGAGGUGAUGCACCUCUUCCGGCCGCUGAAGUGUACCGGAUGUUGUUGGCCUUGUUGCCUUCAAGAACUGGAAGUUAUGUCGCCUCCAGGAACGCCGAUCGGUUAUAUUGUGGAAGAAUGGUCAUUCCUUGUACCGAAAUUCCGCAUUGAAAAUGCUAACCGGCAGACGGUACUGCGACUGACUGGGCCAAUCUGCAAAAUUUCUUGCUGUAACGAUGUCGAGUUUCCGGUACUCAGUGCCGAUGGAACAAAGGUUGUCGGCAAGAUAUCUAAGCAGUGGACGGGAAUUCUUAAGGAAGCCUAUACCGACGCCGACAACUUCGGCAUACAGUUUCCCAUGGAUUUGGAUGUGCAGACAAAAGCCACUCUAUUGGGAGCGUUGUUCUUAAUUGACUUCCUCUACUUCGAGACGCAAAAUCAUAACAACCGUUAACAAAGCUUCAGCCUUCUUGAGUUGACCGUAAAUUCGGGGUUUUGCAAAAUCUGUAAGAUGUUACCUGUAUAUGUAUGUCAAUGGAAACGAAAUAGGAAAGUGGAAACUGAUGCAACCCGCUGUGAUUUGCAGUGAUGUGUUUGAAAUUUUAAGGAAAUGUUUGUUUAUCGAAUUAUACGUAUCUGGUAUGUCUUCCAAAAAGCCUUUUGCGAUACGAGUGUCAAACUGCAACUGUUGACUCUGUGCGAUGUUGUUGUUGUAACAUCGAAGCCUAUCGUAUACCAUACUUUAACUUACCCACGAAGAAUUUAAAUUACAG
This is a messenger RNA of Paramacrobiotus metropolitanus, 1425 nucleotides long. RefSeq names its product phospholipid scramblase 2-like. Gene Ontology annotation, biological process: plasma membrane phospholipid scrambling. Gene Ontology annotation, molecular function: phospholipid scramblase activity. NCBI's taxonomy places the organism in Eukaryota, Metazoa, Tardigrada, Eutardigrada, Parachela, Macrobiotidae. Bases 87 to 1106 code for a protein of 339 amino acids. Gene Ontology annotation, cellular component: plasma membrane. The transcript is spliced from 5 exons. The record is from RefSeq and is a predicted model, not a curated record.